Messenger RNA from Chinchilla lanigera (long-tailed chinchilla), 6529 nucleotides. It is a transcript of the gene Dio2, whose product is annotated as deiodinase, iodothyronine, type II. The record is from RefSeq and is a predicted model, not a curated record. The transcript has 2 exons. NCBI's taxonomy places the organism in Eukaryota, Metazoa, Chordata, Mammalia, Rodentia, Chinchillidae. Gene Ontology annotation, molecular function: thyroxine 5'-deiodinase activity.
UCACUGGGCUGUAGAGGGAGGCACUCUGCACACAGACAGAUAGCAGGAAGGAGAAGCCAGACGGAGUGAGCGCAGGACCCAGUCGCUCCAGGAGAAGGGAGAGAGUGAGACAGGCUGGGAGAAAAGGAACAGAAAGAGUGUAUAAAACGGAGUAAAGAAAGAAAAAAAACUACCACUAAAACACAUUUUUAAAACUCUAGCAGUUCAAGAAAGGAACAGGCUACGUUUAAAGAACAUAGAGACAAUGAAAAGCUAAGGAAAAUUUUGCAGUCUCUUCCACAGUCUCAUAGGUGCUUGGAAAUGAAAGUAGAACAACGUGUCUUUAACGGACUCUGACAGGGGUAACUGGAUUAGGGACGGGUGCGCCAGUUUCUUUCUUUCUUUUUUUUUUUUUAACAUCUUAAAUCCUGCAAAAAAAAAAAAAAAAAAAAAAAAAGGCAGCAGCUCCGAAUUGAAUGAAUUGAUGGGCACACUCCAACUGCUGGGCUGGAGACUGAACUUGGUCGUGCCAUUUCUGCUUCUUUGAAAGAGGAGACAACUUGGGCUUCCUUUUAAUUUAGUUUUUCUCCUUCUCCCCCCCCCACCCCCAACCUUCCUCCUUACCUCCCCCACCCCCCAUCACCACCCCUCUUUUAAAUAAGAGGGUGAAGGGGAACCAGAGCGCACAAGGGGACUGACUAAGGAGGCAGAGAAGAUGGGUAUCCUCAGCAUAGACUUGCUGAUCACACUGCAAAUUCUGCCAGUUUUUUUCUCCAACUGCCUCUUUCUGGCGCUCUAUGACUCGGUCAUUCUGCUCAAGCACGUGGUUCUGCUGCUGAGCCGCUCCAAGUCCACUCGCGGAGAGUGGAGGCGCAUGCUGACCUCAGAGGGACUGCGCUGCGUCUGGAAGAGCUUCCUGCUCGAUGCCUACAAACAGGUGAAAUUGGGCGAAGAUGCCCCCAAUUCCAGUGUGGUGCGUGUGUCCAGUCCUGAAGGAGGUCACAGUGGCGGAAACAGUGUCCGGGAGAAGACUGCUGAUGGAGUCCAGUGCCACCUUCUUGAUUUUGCCAGUGCCGAGCGCCCACUGGUGGUCAACUUCGGCUCUGCCACUUGACCUCCUUUUACCAGCCAGCUGCCUGCCUUCAGCGAACUGGUGGAAGAGUUCUCAUCAGUGGCUGACUUCCUGUUAGUCUACAUUGACGAGGCUCAUCCUUCAGAUGGCUGGGCGAUACCUGGGGGGUCCUCUUUGUCUUUUGAGGUGAAGAAGCACCGGAACCAGGAAGAUCGAUGUGCAGCAGCUCAUCAGCUUCUGGAGCGUUUCUCCUUGCCGCCCCAGUGCCAAGUUGUGGCUGACCGCAUGGACAACAAUGCCAAUGUAGCUUAUGGGGUAGCGUUUGAACGUGUGUGCAUUGUGCAGAGACAGAAGAUUGCUUAUCUGGGAGGAAAAGGCCCCUUCUGCUACAACCUUCAAGAAGUCCGGCGUUGGCUGGAGAAGAACUUCAGCAAAAGAUGAAAUUUAGAUUAGUUGGUUAAAGGUAUGACUGCAAUAGAGCUAUUUUUUUUUUUAAAGUGUGUAAAGGAAAGAACAUUAAGAAUUGAAUCCACUAUUUCCACUGAGUCCCACUGCUUCACUGCAAGACAGGAAUUUACUUCUCAGAAGAAGAUCAACCUCUAACAUCUCAGUACUUCCUCCAGCGCUUCAAUGGCACUGGGCUAAACAGUAGCCCCAUUGCACUUCUUUUUAGUGAAAAGAUCCAAGGUAGAGAGGAAGAAACCCUGAUUCAGCAUGUACUCAUUCUAACUUGAGAAAUGAGUGAUACUUGCUUUGGGACCAGAAGAAAACAGUUACCUGAAUAAUAACUGUUAGAGAAGCUGCUGUCUAUAAGAUAAAGCACAUUGCCUAGGUUUUAAUCAGUGUGAUAGAACCCAGCUGGAAACUUCUGGACUCUGUCCUCAUAAUGCAUCCUUGAACCCAAGCCAUGUGGCUAGAACUUUGGGGUUUGUUGUGUUCUAGUAGUUCUAGCCAUUCAGUUCUCUGCACCAAUCUACAGAGCCCAGAAUUCACAGGUGCAUUUGUAAAUACCAGGAGUGAUCCCUCCACCUGAAGGUUAGAAUAAUCAUUUGAAAUCUGAGGAUUACUUUCUAGGCAGAUUGGGAAAGUACUAGAAGAAAAAGCAAAUUGACAUGCUAGAAAAGAGGAAGCAGAAAGAUUAGGAAACUUCAUAGAGUUUCACCUUGAAACUAUAGAAAGAGACUAAUUUGCUCACCACAGAAACAUAGGAACAUAUACAAUGUAGAGAAGAAAACGCUUAACUGAAAUUAGCACAAAGAAAAUACAUAUAAAGCAAAGUAUCAUAUACUCCUAGAUUGAGGAAGAAAGGGAGAUUUAAAGGAUAAAAAUACCACACUUACAUAUUUAAACUAGUGAGAUUUUUUAGAAAUAAAUACUUUAUGAAACAUGUAUGUGGUGCAUACAUUUUUAGUGGGUGAAUUAUAUCCCAUUAUAAUUAUUAAAGGAAAAACCAGUGGGUCUGUUGGUGCCAGUCUGUUUUUCCCAAAUUCCUACAGUUAUUUUAUGGGUUCACUCAUUCAAAGUCUCAGUUUUUGUGGCAGUUGUUAUCUCAUGAAUGCUGAGCUGAGGUUGUGGGAGCCAAGAUCCUGGCCAUUCAGCUACUGCCCUGUUUUCCUUCCUACACCCAGUGUAGGUGGACUAUAAUAAAUGAUAGGCAUACACACCACACACACACCACACACCACCCACCACCCACACCACACACACACACACUUUCUUCACUUGCAAAAUAAAAGAGUUAUUUUGUGUUAUUAAAAUAAUUUUGUAGGCUGUAAUAUAAGGCUAUUCUUCAUAUAAGGAAAUUUGGUAAAAUGGAAUUUCUAUUGACAUUCACACUCAGAACUGGGUCUUCCUUUAGUCUCAUUAGCUGAGGUUUAAUAAUCCAAUGCCUCAAUAUGAUGUGAUUAUGAUUAUGUAUGUAUGUACACAUAUAUGUUUCUCUUUAAAAUAAAAGCAAUAUAGUUUUACAAAUAAAUAAUACCUGAACAUUGUAACCCUCAAAGGAAUAGGGCAACCCAUACCUAUCAGAAUUUUUAAAAAUUUGAGCAUACUAUCAGAUCACAGUAUAUGGAUAUACUUAAAACUAAAAUGAUAAAAUCAAAAGUUCUUAUAGCCAUUACAUUAAUAAGUAAAACAUAAAACUAAUCAUAAAAAGAUUAUCUCAAGGUGAGAACAAAUUAGUUGGCUCACAUGAGAAAAUAGUUAGAACUCAGUGUGCAAGAAUUAAAAGUAUUUUUUUAUGGAGCAACAAAUCAGUGAUAUCACUAGCUGGUAUAUUGUUUAGACAUUAAAGCUCCCUUGUGACUAAUUUUUUUACAGCAAUGCUCAAGCCUUCCAAUGAUCUAAGUUCUAUUUAGGAAAAACACCCACAAAACAACAAAGCCAGUUUCAAAAGUGUGAUGUUAUCUAAUAAAUUGCUAUCACAUCAUACUGAGAAUAGAUUAUUUCUAAUUUCUCAGCUGUUAAACACUAUAGUCGAGGCUUAUCCGUGGCCUCCUUUGAUUUUUAUCUUCAAAAUGGUGUUGAGACGUGUGUGGUACCCUAGAGAAGCAAAAUGAAAAAUCAGCUAUAGCCUGCCCACAUCGUUGUCCUUGAAGCUCCCUUAUAUUCUACGUGUGUGAUAGUGGAACAGGACGUCAGAGCAGCUGGUGGGGGGAUGAGAUUUGGCAAAUGCAAUGCUAGUUGUCUGGGGAAAAGUGUGAUGGGAACAUCACCCAGUUGUGCUGUAAUUUAAAAGAAGCUGUAGGUUGUGUGUGUGUGCACACACAAGCCGUUCCCCUGGAGGGUAGUCCAGUGGAGGCAUGAGGUGGAGGAAGUAGACAUUAAAGACAGGCUGACUGUCAGCGGGAAAGACGUGUUCAGUAGAACCUGGAAGAAGUUCUGGAAGAAGAGUUGUGGAAGUGAAUAAGGAGAAAACAGAUUGAAAAAGCUCAGGAAUUCUACAAAAUGUAGAUCGGAUUGGUCUUAUCAGGAUUACGAUAAGCCUGUAAUAAUGUAACCUGUCUGUCUAAGCAUAAACAUGUAUGGUUUCCUAUGAUAAACUUUUAAAAAAUUAACAAGAGCUCAUUAUUUGAGAUAGAAGAAAAUCAAUGCUUAGCUGAUACGCUCAGAGAAAUUAUUACAUUUUCAAUACGCCUCAACUAUCAUGUCUUUUAGAAGAUAUGUUCCCUUGAAGAAUUAUAGUUUUAAUUCUCACAAGGGAAAAGCAUAUAUAAAACUCUGAGUUCAUUUUCUUAGCACCUAAACAUUUCCUGCUCUAGGCUGUGUUCAUAGGAAACUAUCUGUUUAGCCUUCUAAGCUGAGAUUGCUUGUCUAGUAUUGAACUAGUUUCUGAGAAAUUUCAGAUAUUAUCAUAGUAGCUGGAUUUACUCAAACAUUUAGUGUUUGAAAGAUGUCGUGGAACUAUUGAAAAAUUAUUUUAUUUUAUUGCUUACAGAAAGUAUUAGUGGGAUUUAUCAUGACUUUCUUGAAUGGGCAUGAGUGAAAUUCAUGAACAGUAAUGUAGAAGCGUUUCACACAGCUAUUAAAAUGUAACAGACCCGCAGAGAGGCAAAUUAGUCAUUGUUUUGCAUAGCUGAAGUGGCAGCCGUUCCCCAUGAUUUUCUUCAUUCACAUUCUGGAUCUCUGGGCCUGUAUCUUCACCUCAUUUAUAAAAUGAUUUACUGAUUUUUGGUAAUAUCAACUUCUGAGUGGUGUUUUGAUUUAGUUAAAAUCUUCCCUCAUUAACCAAGAAAUGUUUAGUAUCUGAUUAAGGAGGGAAGAAAAGCCUAUGCAGUCUUUCAUUUUGUCAGAAUAUACUUCACGAUCUGGGUUCUUGAAUAAAAGUUAUGGAAUAUGGUGAGGUCAUGAGUGGAGGCUUCUUUGCACAGUAUCCCAGAGGGACUGGUAAAGACAGUAUUUAUGACUUUGGAAAAACUCUUAUAUGGGUACAAAGUGCCUGUGGCAGGGCUGGUAAACUAUGUUCACAGCAAGAGAAAUUUACUAAUUUUAAAGAGCUUCCCAUUCUAUGAAUCAUAAGAGGAUGAACCUGGAAAUGUAUUCCACCUGACUUCUGACUGAUGGUUUGGAAAGUAAAUUUAAUUAGCAUCCUUUGGCAAUUGUAAAGCUUAAUAUGUAGACACUGACUUUUGUCUAUUGAAGGAUUAAUGAAAACCUUUACUAGCAUUUAGAGCUUUUCAGAACAUGCCUUAUGUCAUGUCUCUGAGUAGGGAAGAUUGACAGGGAUGAUUCUUAAUUUCAAGAGCCUUUAAAAUAGGAUAUUACCAAAAAUUAGAACUAAAAUAUAAUUACAGCCUAAUGUUGCCUCUUUUGCCUUAAAAAUAGAAAUGAAACCCACUUUCAUUCACACUUCCGGAAGAAAACAUAAGUACCAAUAGCUGCUUGGCUAUGGGGCCCUCUUGGUCUUAUUUGGGACCUUUUAUGAAUGGAAGGGAGUGAGGCUGGGUGAUCUAGGGAGUUGCUGAGAGGAAAAACUAGCCCUGGAGGGCUUGGUCUACUGAUUUAGAAAGAUUUGAACAGAAACUUCUUAUGGUUGGAAGAAGACUGCUGAGUGUCACUGAGUGACUUGAGGAUGAGCAAAAAAAUUGGGCCACUUCCUCAUGCCCUGUGUUCCAGAUAGCAUGCGAAACAAGGUCUCAGACUGACAGAACCAUCUCUGUUCUCAGGUGAGUCUGACCCAACAGAGAGCAAACACGUACAGAUAUCCAAACAAGACUUCUCAUGCAAGUCAGGGCUGGCUGCCUGUCUUGGGCAGCAGCACCAGAGCUCCAGGGAGUUUAUUUAAUAUUUACUGAAACUUUGGAGACCCAGCAGAUGUUUAAUGAAGUCAUUAUUUUGGCUCAAACUAUCCUCCCUCUGUCUACCUUGAAAAAAAAAAGCAAACAGGUAAACACAUAAAUGAAAGAAGCCCACAGAAAGGGGAGGGGAAAUUAAAAAAUUCUUUUAAGACUUCUUCAGACUAUGUCACUCACUGGUCAGUGUGGUUUUUAUGUGUGCUGCGAUCAGGGGAAUGUGAAGACAUAAGUAUCCAGUACUUCAUAACCAAAGCAAUUAAAAGAUAUUGGACAGGGAAUGCUGGCCAGUUUUGUUUAGUUUUGCAUCACAUUAUCACGGACUCACUAGCCCAGGUAAUCGGCGCCCGAAGAGGGAGACUGAGAUGUGCAGAGUUUACCAGUGUGCGAAUGAUAACUGCUAACGAAAGAGUCAUCGACUCAGUUAGUGGUUGGAUGUAGCCACAUUAGUCUGCCUCUCCCCAUCUCUGUCUCCCUAGCAAGGAGAAUAUUCGGGACUUACUGCUGGGUACUGGGUAAAUGUGGUGAGAAUGUAUGUGUGUAUAUCUCUGCUUUACAGUUGCAGAAAAAUGAAAUGCUUUGGAGAUUAUUGGUAAAAAGAGUGUUAUUAUAUUGGUGCUGAGUGGUAUGUGUGCCUUUACAAUUUGUUCUUGUAUUUUAAUAAACUUGGAAUAAAAGAAUAGAGUUA